AUGAACUUCGAAGACGCUCACGAGGAUCUGAAAGAAUACGACGUCCUGAUCGUUCCAGGCGGUGUAGGCGUAGAUGACGUGCUCAAGAAAGAGGCUGAGCCGAUCAAGCUCAUCCAGGAUUUCGCCAAGCUCCAACAGACCGACCCUAGCAAGGAGCGUACCCUUAUGUCCAUCGGUACUGGCUCUCUCAUCCUCGCCCACGCAGGCCUCCUGCAAGGCCUCGCUGCCACCACUCACCCAGACUACUACACCAAGAUGGAGAUCAUCUGCAAAGAAGCUGCCAGACGUGGAGAUCUUGAGCAAACGGACGUCAUGGAAGAGAACUACGUCGUUAAUAAUGCACGGUUUGAUCUUGGCGAGAAGCUCGAGGAGAACCCGUUUGUGCUAAACAAGAGGCCUGACGGUAGGAGGAAAUCAAUUGCGCGCAAGGGUAGCAAUGCUUGGAAGGAAUCAGUCAAGCGUCGGGAAUCCAAUGCUCGAAGGGCGUCGCUAAGGCUAGGGGGCCUGCGAGUUAUCACGAGUGGGGGGGUGACCAGUGGCUUGGAUGCGAGCUUGUAUCUUGUGGCGGCUAUGGUUUCACACGAGUCGGCUCAAGAGGUGGCAAGGGUGUUACAGUAUAGCUGGAACAAGGGUAUCACCGUCGACGGUAUUGACGUUUAG
Messenger RNA from Letharia columbiana, 660 nucleotides. RefSeq lists its product as uncharacterized. NCBI's taxonomy places the organism in Eukaryota, Fungi, Ascomycota, Lecanoromycetes, Lecanorales, Parmeliaceae. The record is from RefSeq and is a predicted model, not a curated record. The transcript has 2 exons. Bases 1 to 660 code for a protein of 219 amino acids.